AUGCGCAUCCAAUUCGUUACGACGCUCGCAGCAGCGCUGAGCCUCUCAACAACAAGUGAAGCACUCAAGAUUCUAUUGGGCAACGACGACGGCUUUGGAAGUGGAAACCUUCGGGAGCUGUACAAGUUGCUAGUCAACGAUGGACAUGAAGUCCUCAUCGUUGCUCCAGCCCAACAGCAAUCCGGAAAGGGCGGCACCGUAAUCUGGGCUGAGUCCGCAAACCUCACUAUUCCUUCGCAAUACGACAUUGUUCCCGCGGGAGCCAAAGCCGUCGGCCGAGACCCUACCGACGACAAUAUUUGGUACUAUGACGGUACACCUGCUGCGUGUACCUUUGUUGCGCUGGACUGGGUGCUGCCACGCUACUACCCUGAAUGGCACCAAACUGCAGACCUCUUUAUCGGAGGACCGAACUACGGCACCAACCUUGGAGCCUUCGUAUACUCGCUGAGCGGUACCGUGGGCGCAACAUACGCUGCGAUUUCGCGAUCCAUUCCGGGAAUCGCGCUGAGUGCGUCGAACAGAGCGGUGCCCUACUUCAAUGUAACCGGACCUUCGCACCCAGCGGCACUAGCUGCCCAAGUCUCAUACGCAGUUGUGAACGAGUUUAUCACAAACACGCCAACAGGCCAGGCUGUUCUGCCCCUUGGCUACGGCAUCAACGUCAACAUCCCAACGCUCGUGAACGGUACCAUGCCGCCGGUUUACAAGACACGUCUCACAGGCGACGCGAACACAGAUGUGGCCAUAUACAACGAGACAACAGGACUGUUUGAUUGGGGUAACCUGGACCCGGUAGCUGCAGGCGUGAAUGCAUGCUACAAUGGCGACUGCAACCUACCAGGUGAGACCUGGGUUGUGGCUGGUGGAGGUGUGAGUGUGAGCCCUUUCACGAUUGAUUACACAGCGCCGGAUACCGCGAAUACGGACUUGGUGUUCGCGAAGGUUGACGAAUUGACGAGCCAAGGAAGCAAUAAGACCAUGUAUAGUAAGAGGAUGAUUCAAGAGAGGAUGAGGAAGAGGGGUGCGAUGCUGAGCGGGAGGGAUGUAGAAGUCUAG
Messenger RNA from Dothidotthia symphoricarpi CBS 119687, 1059 nucleotides. Its product is annotated as acid phosphatase precursor. NCBI's taxonomy places the organism in Eukaryota, Fungi, Ascomycota, Dothideomycetes, Pleosporales, Dothidotthiaceae. Bases 1 to 1059 code for a protein of 352 amino acids. The record is from RefSeq and is a predicted model, not a curated record. The transcript is spliced from 2 exons. Gene Ontology annotation, molecular function: nucleotidase activity.